Messenger RNA from Nymphaea colorata (pocket water lily), 471 nucleotides. Its product is annotated as pentatricopeptide repeat-containing protein At5g39710-like. Gene Ontology annotation, molecular function: protein binding. The coding region runs from base 1 to 471 and encodes 156 amino acids. Lineage: Eukaryota; Viridiplantae; Streptophyta; Magnoliopsida; Nymphaeales; Nymphaeaceae. The transcript is spliced from 2 exons. The record is from RefSeq and is a predicted model, not a curated record.
AUGAUUGCGAAGGGUGUCUUCCCAAACAAGGUGACCUUCAACACGCUGAUCAACGACCUUUGCAAAAGCAGCAAUUUGGAGGAAGGGUUUCGCUUGCGGGAUUGGAUGCUGGCCACUGGCGUGGCUCCCAAUCUGGCAAGGAAGAUGACUGAGGCACAGAACCUCUUGAAGAGAUUGAUGCAGAAGGGUGUUGCUCUAACCAUUGUCUUGUAUAACACUAUAGUUGAUGGAUAUUGCAGAGCAGAGAGCAUGGAAGCUGCCCUUUUGGUGGUCGAGGAAAUGGAAGCAAACGGCAUGAAGGCAUCUCGGAUUGCCUACAACUCUGUGUUGAACGGUUACUGCAAAAUGCAGAAGGUAGUCAGUGCAGAGAAAGUGUUUGCUGAAAUGAUGCAGAAGGGCUUGAUGCCAGACGUUGUGACGUACAUCUUGUUAGAUGGCCAUGGUAAGGUCGGCCAGUUCGAGAGGUUUUAA